AUAUGCGAUGGUCUGGCAGCACUGUCCAUAGCGUUGUUCGACGUCAUUCUCUGUUAUCGUUGUAAUCAACAAAUAAAAGAAAAUAAAAGAAGCUAUCAGCACAACAGACUGAUCCAACGUUUUCGCUUAGUUUGUAAUCGGCACCAGACACUGCCAACUACCAAUAACAAAUGUAUAAGCUGUGACCUCGGGGCGGAGCAGGAGCAGGCACUGCCAGCUAAAUAGAAACAAAGGCCAAAACAAAGGCACCCGCACCAGCGGAAACGCAAAACGUCAUUGGCAGCCAAUUAACGGAAGGCGGAGGCGUUGCUGGUCUCCCAUUCCCCACUCCCCCUUACCACCGUAGAUGCUGGUUGGGCUCAGCGAUCAGCUUUCGCGGAUCAUGGAGAGCGUAUUCGAGGCAUAUCUGGGUCCUGACAGUGUCCUCGCCAGUGCCGUUGGCCAGGCGGUUGGCGGAGGCGAGUCGGAGGAUAUACCCAGACGGAACACAGAUGUCUGGGUGCUGGGAAAGCGUUACAAUGCCAUACAGGAACUCGAGCUCAUCCGUCGCGAUAUUCAGUCCCGUCUAUGGUGCACCUACCGAUGUGGAUUCGCGCCACUUGGAGAAGUCCAGCUCACCACCGACAAAGGCUGGGGCUGCAUGCUGCGUUGUGGCCAAAUGGUCCUCGCUCAGGCCUUGAUUGAUCUUCACCUGGGUCGCGACUGGUUUUGGACGCCGGAGUGUCGGGAUGCUACCUACCUCAAGAUUGUGAAUCGGUUCGAGGACGUUAAGAACAGUUGCUAUUCCAUACACCAAAUAGCCUUAAUGGGGGAGUCUCAAAAUAAAGCCGUAGGCGAGUGGCUUGGACCAAAUACAGUAGCCCAGAUCCUCAAAAAACUUGUGCGCUUUGAUGAUUGGUGCUCCCUGGCGGUGCAUGUUGCCAUGGACAGCACAGUGGUUCUCGACGAUAUAUAUUCUCUUUGUCGCGAGGGCGAUUCAUGGAAGCCACUUCUGCUAGUCAUACCACUGCGUUUGGGAAUCACAGAUAUCAACCCGAUGUAUGUGCCAGCCUUAAAGCGAUGCCUUGAACUCGAUAGUAGUUGCGGAAUGAUUGGCGGUCGCCCCAAUCAGGCUCUGUACUUCUUAGGUUAUGUGGACGAUGAAGUUCUUUACCUGGAUCCACACACAACACAACGAACCGGGACGGUGGGUCAGAAGACCGGCGUUGGUGAACAGGAAUACGACGAAACCUAUCAUCAAAAGCACGCUGCCCGUCUCAACUUCUCCGCAAUGGAUCCCUCCCUGGCUGUUUGUUUUCUGUGCAAGACCAGUGAUAGCUUUGAGUCCCUCCUGACAAAGUUCCGACAGGAAGUUCUCGGCUUGUGCUCCCCUGCGCUUUUUGAAAUUAGCCAGACACGGGCUGUCGAUUGGGAUACGGCGGAAGACAUUGAGUGGCCCACUAUGCCGGAUAUUGACUGGCCGGCGGGUACGUCGGAUUCCGAUUCGUUUGCCUUUGUGGAAGAGAGCGGCGACGCCGGCAGCAGCAAAAAUCCCAGUGAGAGAACCGCCGUUUGAGAGGGUCACCGGCAGCAGAAUAGGGCAGAGUGCUCCUCUCGCAACGCCUGCGCCGCACCAGAAACAGCAACAUCAACAGCAACACCGGACCAGGUAAAAGUGGAGCAUCCGUGGUCCGAGGGGUGUGAGAUGAGGACGCAAUGAGGAGGAGGAGGAGAAGGGAAGGAGUCGCCUCUGCGGAUGCUGCGAAUGCAAUAAACUAAGGCUAAAGUGCAUAAUUAGACGAGUGGUUGAGAUUUAGUUUGUAGAAUGUUUACGAUUUGUACGAAUGCAAUUGCGAUUCAUAAUGCUGCUUUAUUGUACGCGAUUGACUCCACGGGAGACAAUUGGGCAAAAAACACACACAAGACGACUAAGAGACGGACAUACAGACAGACCCACAAGCUUUUUGAUGAUCAAUUAAACAUUUUUAUGCAACGUUA
Drosophila ananassae is the source of this 1977-nucleotide messenger RNA. It is a transcript of the gene Atg4a, whose product is annotated as cysteine protease ATG4B. The transcript is spliced from 5 exons. Gene Ontology annotation, biological process: protein phosphorylation. The record is from RefSeq and is a predicted model, not a curated record. Gene Ontology annotation, molecular function: ATP binding; protein-phosphatidylethanolamide deconjugating activity; protein serine/threonine kinase activity. Bases 347 to 1555 code for a protein of 402 amino acids. NCBI's taxonomy places the organism in Eukaryota, Metazoa, Arthropoda, Insecta, Diptera, Drosophilidae.